AUGGGCAUCGAAGACGGACAACAAAAUAACAGAAUUGAGAAUGUCAGUACUACAUCUGUAUCGCCAUUCGGCAAUUUUCCGGUGCCAAUGGCACGCUUACCAAACGAUGAUUUCGGCUGUAUUACGUCUAGUAGAGAUCACAACUCUUUUUCACCGUCAUCUAGCUCCUCAACUGCUUCAGGAAACACCAGUGUACGCAACAAAAGCUAUAAUAGUGUCAAUAUUUUUAACUUUCAAACUAUUAACGAUGAUAAAGAUGCUUCAUCAUCAGUCUUGCCGGGAGGUAGCCCCUCCGUCAUGCCCUCAGUUGUAUUUAAAUGCAACAAUUGUGAUUUCUUUGCACAUUCUAAAACAGAAAUGGAACUGCACCUGAGUGCAGUACAUCCUCAAACUGAGCCAGAUUACAUUAGCAUCCCAACGAACUCUGCUGCCAUAGAAGCAUUUCAAGCGGCUAUAGCGGCAGCGACAGCAGCAGCUUCUGCGGUGACUGCCACCCGUGCUCCUAGUAAUAAAUCUUAUUCAGAAAAUGAUAAUUUCUCAACUAUUGUUAAAAGAGAGCGUCUCUGUACCCCAAAAGAUGAGGAAAACGUAAAGUCCACAGAUGUACAAAAUACAAUGUCGCUACAGGAUGUGUCGACAGUUACACCGUGGCUCACAUCGACCCCGAAUAUAAUAAGUAAUAACGAAACUUCAGCAGCUAUAGUUCAACCCAAAUCAAUUCAUAAUGUGUUACGUGAGCUGGAAAAGACCGCUGAACAAGAAGAACAGCUAAUUGAGGAUACAAGUGGAGUCAACGCAUUGGUUGAAAGUACCAAAACAAUUUCCGGAGAAUCAGUCAACGUUCAGUGCCCCCUCUGUACAGAUACAUUUGAUAGCAAACAGACAUUGGAAAUGCAUUUGAUGAAUAUACAUAGUGUGAAUCGCGAUGGUUUGUCACGUCUCCUACAAUUAGUAGACACUAGCGCUUGGGAUUUGAACGGUAAAACCUCAGUAACGCUUACUGUAGCUAAAGAGUGUAAAGGCUCAAAUAUUGCCACCGAAACAACAACUGAACAAACUAUCACUGGUAAUUUUAAUAUUAAAGCAUCGACAGAAUUAGACUUAUCGCUAAUGGAAGUUUCAAAUGACACGCCUUUAAAUCUCAACGUUUCACAUACCUCGACUUACAUGCAUUCCAUGGAAUCGCUAAAUAAUAAUAAACUAUCAUGUGAACAGUGUGGUUCAAAAUUCAAGCAUGAAUUACAAUUGUUGCAACAUGCGCAAAAAAUGCAACAUUUCAUAAUGUUGCCAAAUGGUGAUCACCGUUGUUUGGCUGCUAGUCAUCUAAGUCGACCGUGUCAAUCGACAUUUCCCACUCAAGCUGCAAUGGUCAUCCAUUAUAAAAAUACUCACACUAGCUUGGUCAUAUCCGAGCGACAUGUGUAUAAAUACCGAUGUAAACAUUGUUCACUUGCAUUUAAAACUCAAGAAAAACUAUCUACCCAUUUGCUAUAUCACACUAUGCGCGAAGCCACCAAAUGCAUGUUCUGCCAACGAAAUUUUCGUACUACUCAAGCGCUACAAAAGCACAUCGAUCAAACACAUCAUAGUAGCGGCGAUCAACAUGUCGCCAGUAACAGUCCAUCGACAGCAUUAAGCUGUAGCGGCCGUGGAUCCCCAGCCUUACAGAUGAGUCACGUCCAAAACAAAACCCAAUUAAAUGAAGUUAUAUCAGACAAUGCAGCUAAAAACCAAGACAUCAAUGAUUUAGCAGUUCGUGAAUCGCCUCCGAUGACACCGAAAGCAAAUGAAUCUCCCAACGCCGCGCCUUCUCCAUUACCAGCUAACAUAUUGCAAGACCAGCAGCAACAACAACAUGUUGCUGCUUUCACCGCUGCGUUAUUAAAUCAACCAUUACAGCAACAACAGCAUAUCAGCGGCGAUGAGCUAACAGAGAGCGGUGGCCAUCUGACGCAGCAUUUACAAAUGAAACCACGUAGUUCCCUCUUAACACAAAAAUAUCUUCACCAGCAGAAUCUUCAAAACAUUCAACAAUUGCCACAAUUGACUGCAGCAGCAUCUACAUCAGGAUUGCAAUUGAAUCCUGUCGAGAUGUUUAAUUUAAUGCAGUUUCAUCACAUUAUGUCAAUGAACUUUAUGAAUCUUGCACCGCCGCUUAUAUUUGGGGUCGGCACUAAUUCUGGAUCUGGUGGCAAUGUUGAUUUGUUAACCUCCACUCACACACCUAAAGUUACUCACAACACAAGUGCCAACGCUCUUCAAUGUGGAAACGAUAUGUCGGUACCAUGCACAUCAGUGUCGCCACGAGCGGACCUAAUAGGUACAUUGCAGCAACAUCCUCAGUCCCAAUCGCAGCAAUCUGCACCAACAAAUACCGUUCAGAUGGGAAGUAAUCAGAAACGUGCUCGGACGCGUAUCACUGACGACCAGCUAAAAAUUCUGCGAGCCCACUUUGAUAUUAAUAAUUCACCAAGCGAAGAAAGUAUAAUGGAAAUGUCACAAAAAGCGAAUUUGCCAAUGAAGGUCGUCAAGCAUUGGUUUCGGAAUACGUUGUUUAAAGAACGUCAAAGAAACAAAGACUCCCCCUACAACUUUAAUAAUCCACCAUCUACAACACUGAAUUUAGAAGAAUACGAACGCACUGGACACGCAAAAGUUAUGCCGCUAAACGAGGAUUUAUCGAUGUCAUCGCAUAACUCUAAGCACCAACAACAAAAGCAAAAUAUGCAUACGUCUAAUUCCAAAAACAAUUCAAAAGAAAAACCAACCCCUAUGUCGGACAUAUGUGGCGAUUCCUCGUUAUUAAUUGAAAUCAAAACUGAACCGUUCGAUGAUAAUAUUGAGCCACACAUUACAACUCCAGGGAGUCCACAACGUCAAAAUGAACAGCAGCAAUCACAAGAACAAAGCCAACGAGAACAGCAUAAGAAAGACGAGAAAGAUUUAUUGAGCACGUCAUCGACAUUGCUGCUUAGUAAACGACAACAGUAUUUAUCGGCAUUGCCAGCGACUGAACAUCAACAACAACUUCUUGAAACGCCAGAGAACACAGCAGUGGAAACGGCUGCUGUUACGCCGUUGCAGCAGCAUAAUCACCAACAACAACAUUUGUCUGGCCAAUCAAAUCAAAAUAUUCACCAGCAACAAUCACAGCAUAUCAACCUAUAUAGUUAUGAGACCAAAUCAGAAAGCGGCAGUUCAGACAUCCUCUCCAGACCUCAGUCACCAAACAACAGUUCUACAGUUGUAGCCACUCACUAUGCCAGCAUUAAUGAGUUAAUAAACCAACAAUUGGACAAUUUGCCGCUCGGCCAAAAUAGCAGCAAUAUAAAUCCUGCCAACAUGCACGGUAACAACAUGGGUCCGCCGAAAAACUUUCAAAGCAGCAAAUCUUUCGAUAAAAAUUCGCCGUCUUCUCAGUUUGACACCAAUUCGAAUUCAUCGAAUGCAUCGUCCACAUCUAGCGGAAAGCGCGCAAAUCGCACACGCUUUACGGACUAUCAAAUUAAGGUACUACAGGAAUUCUUUGAGAAUAACUCCUAUCCAAAGGAUAGCGAUUUGGAGUAUUUAAGUAAGCUAUUAUUGCUUUCUCCACGAGUUAUUGUUGUCUGGUUUCAGAAUGCUCGCCAAAAACAGCGGAAGAUUUAUGAAAAUCAACCAAAUAACUCCCUUUACGAAACUGAAGAGAAAAAACAUAAUAUUAACUACGCCUGCAAAAAGUGUAAUAUGACAUUUCAGCGCUAUUACGAGUUGAUACGCCACCAGAAAAAUCAUUGCUUUAAAGAAGAAAAUAAUAAAAAGUCGGCCAAGGCACAAAUAGCCGCAGCACAGAUCGCACAAAAUCUCAGCUCAGAAGACUCCAAUUCCUCGAUGGAUAUAAAUAAUAGCAGUGCAUAUCAAUUACAUCAUCAACAUAUUUCUAAUGCUGGAGCAACAGCGGUGUUGUCAAGUACUGCCAACGUUUCCAGCACAUCACCCAGCAGCGCAGCUCCUGACCUUACAUCGCCACAGCAUUUAUUUAGUAAAUCGUCAAUGUCAAUGACUGAUUUUAGUCCAUCCACUACACCCACUCCGCCACAAACACAACGCGAGCGUAGCGAUAGCAGUGAAUUGCUGCCGCAAGGUCCAGUGCACAAGUCAAAAUUCGAAUGUGACAAAUGCAAAUUACAAUUCAGUUACUACGAACAUUUCCGCGAGCAUCAGUUAUUACAUCUAGUGAAUCCUAGCUUAUUUACCACACAAAUCACAAACUUACCAGACGCUUAUGGUUCAUUUGGCAGCAUAUUGCAAAGUUUACAGCAGGUUGCAACUGCCAGUGCCACGCAUCAGCAGCACCAUCAAUUCCUGGAACAGCAAGACCAACCACCCGCCAAAAAACGUAAGUGUUCUGAAACAUCUUCAACAACAGAUGAAGUGCCAGGAAUUUGUGGCUCUGGUGAUGGUGAAAUCAGCAGCUCUGCCUCAUUUUCAAAAAGUAAAAGAUACGAUUUUUUAUAUCAGUAUUUUAUGCAAAACGAAAGCAACAAUGAAUUGAAGCAACAAUUUCAAGCACAACACAAAAAAUCAAAUGAACCAGAAAUCGAAAUAGAAUAUUUAGCAAACUUUUACCAUCAAAGUGAGUUACGAAAGCGUAGUAAUUAUGAUUUCUUGUAUCAAUAUUAUCAAAAAAAUGAACACAUAAAGCAAAUGAGUGCUUUGCCGUCCCAAGCGGGAUUUUUCGGUAGUGAGAAUAAGCCAAAUAUAGAUGUUCUACUACAGUACUAUCAACUGAAUGAAUCAAAAAAGUUUUUUCAGUUAAAUGCCUCGAACCAAGAAAUAAAUGACCACACGGCAGCGUCGCCAAUAUCGACAUCACAUGUCCAACGUGUAAAUAAUCCGAUACCAAUAUCGACUAGUGACCAUACACCCACACCUAGAGUUGAUCGGUAUGAUAUAACCGAUUUAAGUUUGUUCAAAAACUCUUUGGAUGUCCUUAAUAGUACUAUUAAUUUUCCAGAUUACGAUAAUGACAACAACGACCACGAAAAAAGUAGUAAUGGUUGUGGUAUGGAUGUUGACGACGCUGAAAUUUAUACUGAUACCGAUGAUCAUAUUAAUGACAAUAACCAAAAAUCGAAUGAAAUCUAUGGUCACAAAAGCCAAAUAAACAUAGUUGAAAGGAGUAACGAUACUGAUAACAAGGAUUAUAAGCAAGUGGCUAAUAAAUUAGCGAAAAUGGAUCAAAUUAAUAAACUAGCUACUAACCUACAAUCUCCAUCUUCUUAUGGCAAUGAUCAACAUAAGCUCAAGAAUUUAAGUAAAUCUCUGGUCAGAUGUGUAAAAAAUCAAAAAGAUAAUCUGGCAAAGCGUAAAGCAUCAAAUGAGUCAUCAAAAACAAAAGCGACAACAACUACCAACUUUAACAAUGACCAUAUUGAUAAUUUAAAAGAUUUUCUUCAUGUCAAUCAAAAAUCCGAAUCGACAGAAAAAAGUAAACAGCAGAAGUAUUAUAACGAUUUACUGCAAGCACAAAAUGAAACCAACGGCCUUGGAAAUAAUGAAUUAGCCCUACAAACAAUGGAUAAGAGACAGUUACCAGAGACUCCAAUAUCAUCACCGAAUUCCACUACAAAUUCAAAUAAUAAACCUACCGUUGGGUCAUCGAACACAACAGCAGACACAGUCACUGGUGUUACUGAAAAACAACAAAGCAAACGUUUACGCACUACAAUACUGCCAGAGCAAUUAAAUUUUCUAUAUGAAUGCUAUCAAAACGAAUCGAACCCAAGUAGAAAAAUGCUUGAGGAGAUCGCAAAAAAAGUUAAUCUUAAAAAACGGGUUGUACAAGUUUGGUUCCAAAACUCACGUGCCAAAGAUAAAAAAUCACGCAAUCAACGCUUUACCGCUAUAUCCGAUGACAGUAACUACGAGGACGCUUCGCAAAAUAACCGAGAUUAUGGACUGUUUCAAAAAAAUGCAUUGAAAUCCAUUAGAAGACACGGCAGCAAGGACGCGAACUUUUUACCUGACUCUAAUAUUAGUAAUAACACCAACACUGGAAUGGAAUUGGGCGGAUGUAAUUUAUCCCAACUGUCUCAAGUAAACAUUCAGCAACAUGCCUUAUCUAUUGACCACAUAUGUAAAGUAAAAAAAUUAUUGGAGAAAACCGCUGUUGAGGUCAAACUUAAUAUCGAUUCUAAAAUCUUCUCAACUGCAGGAACUGAUGACAACGUAGAAUAUGGGAAUAAGCAAAAUGCAACUGACAAGCCAAAUACUAACUCCGAUUUAAAAGAAAGAAAAUAUGUCACGAGUGACGAAGCUGAUUUUAACAGUACUCAUGAUAGUAAUUUAAAGGCGCAUAUGGAUAAUGAUAUUGCCGGUAGCGAUAGACUUGGCACAUUUACGAGAAUAUAUAAGGAACUUAAACUACAAAAUGCAAAGAAGCGGGCCAUCGAUUAUACAUCCAAUAACCAAAACAGCGAAUUAAUGGAAUGGUAUGAACGUGGCAAUAUUAAUAAUAAAAGCAAGGGACUAACAACAAACGACAUGAGUUACAAUCGAUGCAAAGGGCUACAACCACAGAUAACUAAACAGACUUCAGAAGAAAAUAAUAAAAGACCAGAAAGCUAUAAAAUUAUUAAUUUGACUUUCAGUGCCGAGAAUAUUGACAACACUGAUAAUAAAAGCAGUAACGGAAAUAAAAAUUGUGGUCAACAUGUCGAAGCUCAAGAUUAUAAGCAUUACAAUGACCUUAACAACAUAGUCAAUAACAAAGUAAUGAAAACGCAAUAUAAUAUUAACGAUAGCGAACGCAGCAGCAGCAAAAAUAAUUUUUUUUCUUCAAACAUAUCGCAGGUAACCAGUAUUACUGACGAUGAAGAUACGUAUAUAGGCGAAUACAAGGAUAGUAGUGAUGGGAAUGCACUAGAUCUAAAUGAUAAUAAUGAGACCAAACAAAACCCAUCAACUAGAAAUGAAAGAAUAACAGCAAACAGUAGCAGCACAUCUUGUACAUUAACAACCAGUACAACGCAUACGCAAUUAACCAAUGCACAUGAAAAAUAUAUUAUUCAGCAAAUAUUCAAUUGUAAUCAAAUAACUGAUAAUUUCUCAAGUGACGGGUUCGAAUAAUUGGACGGCUACGAUGACUAACAAUAAAAACAUGGUCAUAUAAUGAAAAUCGGUUAUAAGAGAAAUCUGCCAAGCGGAGUGAUAAAUACAAAACAUACUAAAAGUUAAAAGGAUUUAUUGCAAAGAAUACUCGCAACAUGUUUUAUGAUAACAAAAAAACUUAUACUAAAAGACAGAUACACAUAGUUCCUAUUUUAAAAAAAAAAUUAAAAAUAAAUAAAAAAAUAAAAUAAAAUAAAGUAACAUUAGUAACGUAAUUUAAAAUCUAACACCUCGAUUUAUAAAGAAGAAAAUAUUACAUUAUUCAAUAUAAAGCGGCUGAUAUACACGUGAAAAUAUACAUAGAAACACACAAAAUUUAUGUUAGUUGCAGUUACGCAUUAAUAAGCGAAAAUAAGAAUAUAAAUAAAGAAAAGUAGGAAAAACAAACAUUGAUAUGGAAGCGCCAAAGAGUGACACAAUCAAAGUGUGCUUCAAUAGAUAUGAAUGAGAAUAUAUUACAAUAUUUUGAGUGUUGUGUAAUUAUCACGUAAUAUGUAUUAAAGGAACCAAGAUUUAAUUAUCUAAAAAUUAAGGCUGGGGUCUCAAUCAGUCAUAACCAAAACGAAAAGAAACAAACAAACGUGUCUAAGAUGAUAGGUGUAUUACAAUAAAUUAAAAGGAUAAAAUUUUAGUGAAAAUAAACGAAAACUAACAUAAAAUAAAUUUUCGAAAAAUAUGCAACAAAGUUCCUAGCAUUUUAGUGUGCUACAUACUAUUUUGCCUAUGUUUAUUCCUUUAUUAAAUUAAAGCUGAAGAUCUGGCUAAUUUAAAUGUCUUGUAAUGUUGAAAGGUAAUCAAUUACGCAAAAACCAACAACGCAGAGUGGUCAGUUAAAUUAAGCAAUUUAUAUUUAUAACUUGUAACUAUUAAAGAAGGUAUUUAUUUGAAAAUAUAAUGAAACAAUGGUCGAAUAUAUUGAUUAAGUUAAUUAUACAAUAUAUAGUAAACUACAUCCUGUAAAACUUAUCUCCAUGAACGCCCUUGCGAAGUAUAAUAAAGUAUCAGCAUUACAAACCAUUA
This is a messenger RNA of Bactrocera tryoni, 8172 nucleotides long. RefSeq names its product zinc finger protein 2-like. The transcript has 9 exons. Gene Ontology annotation, cellular component: nucleus. NCBI's taxonomy places the organism in Eukaryota, Metazoa, Arthropoda, Insecta, Diptera, Tephritidae. Gene Ontology annotation, biological process: regulation of transcription by RNA polymerase II. The record is from RefSeq and is a predicted model, not a curated record. Bases 1 to 7110 code for a protein of 2369 amino acids. Gene Ontology annotation, molecular function: DNA-binding transcription factor activity, RNA polymerase II-specific; RNA polymerase II cis-regulatory region sequence-specific DNA binding.